Molecule: messenger RNA, 1767 nt
Organism: Nelumbo nucifera (sacred lotus)
Lineage: Eukaryota; Viridiplantae; Streptophyta; Magnoliopsida; Proteales; Nelumbonaceae
Product: plant cysteine oxidase 5-like
Molecular function (GO): oxidoreductase activity, acting on single donors with incorporation of molecular oxygen, incorporation of two atoms of oxygen
Source: RefSeq, a predicted model, not a curated record
UUCCGUCCUUCGUCCUUGAUCCUUCCCUUUAAGAGGGUCCAGUCUCUGGUCUCUUUCUCCACUGUUCUUGGGAGAGAAGGAGAGGUGCCUUUUCGUAAAUUCUCAGAAAUUACAGCCCGAAAAGUCGGAUUUUCUGGUGAAUACAGAGAAAAGUAGAAAACAACAACAGAGAAGCGCAGGUGCGCAGCUCCGUCUCUCUCUCUCUGCGUUGAGCCAGGAACAAAGGCCACUGACGCCUCCUGGCUCGAUUUUCGAGACAACAACAAAAGAUCUUCUUGAACAACUUUUUUUUUUCUUCCCCGGUCGUCGCAAUUUAUAUAUUCAACUCCACCUGAAAGCUAAAAUUUCACCUUCGUCUCGAUUUCACCUGCCAAAUCCCUCUUCUGCCUUCAUAAUUCCGGGCAUCUUUGGCAGGUACUGCUGUAUGAAUUUCGUCAAUAGGGAUUGAUUAGCUACAAUGCAAAUUUACAAAUUUCAAUUUGAUUGGGAGAAGGAAGUUCAGAUAUUGACAAAUUGUGUUCUGAAAUCACUUCAGUGAAGCAUGGAUGGUACUGAAUGAUCUUCCAUGAAUUUGAGCUUGGCAGUGGUUGUACUUACAAUCUGUUCUGAUUAAGUAUCUUGGGCGAACGAGUUCUGUUUUACAGUCUACUCCUUUCAAAUCUCUUGGUUAGUUGUUUUUUCUUUUCCAUACGCUAUGCCAUUUGUACAGAGGCUGUAUAAAACGUGCAAAGAGUCCUUCUCUCCAAAUGGACCUAUUUCAGAAGAAUCUCUUGAAAAUGUUCGCGCACUUUUAGAUACCAUCAGGCCUUCUGAUGUAGGUCUUGAACAGGAAGCACAAUUGGUACGUUCAUGGAAAGGUUCUGCACAUGGUACUAAUGGAAAGAAGGGUCGGAAUGGGAGCUACCUGCCUCAAAUCAAAUAUCUACACCUGCAUGAGUGUGAUAGCUUCUCUAUAGGAAUAUUUUGCAUGCCACCUUCUUCCAUUAUACCGCUUCAUAAUCAUCCUGGAAUGACUGUGUUGAGCAAACUUCUGUAUGGUUCACUGUAUGUAAAAUCAUAUGAUUGGCUUAAUGUACCUGAACCUUCCGAUCUGUCAAAAGCAAGGCCUGCAAAGAUUGUUAGAGAUUGUGAGAUGACUGCGCCAUGUGAUACAACAAUACUUUACCCAAACAGAGGUGGCAACAUUCACUGUUUCAAAGCGUCAACUCCUUGUGCUCUCUUUGACAUAUUAUCACCCCCUUACUCCUCGGAGGAUGGACGACAUUGCUCUUACUUCCGGAAGUCCCCCAUGAAGGAUUUAUCUGUUGAUCUUCAUUCAGAUAUUCUUGAAUCAAAUGGAAUAAAAGAUUCUGAAGUGGUUUGGUUGGAAGAGUUCCAGCCUCCUGAUAACUUUGUGGUCCGGAGGGGGGUAUACAAGGGCCCAAUUAUUCGAAUUUGAUUUUUUUUCUUUUUUUUUUUUUUGGUUCCAGCUGGUGUAGCCGUGUAGCUAAAACAUUAAUCAUUUGGGCCUAAUUACAAGGAAGCGUUGAGGUGAAUAAUGGUAUAUUGUGAUCAAUACAAUAAUUACUGUUAGUCGGUGCCUUGGUGGUGGGCAUUCGGUUUGUAAAUAUCCAUACAUUGACACUAUUUUCCAUCAAUGGUCUCGCCUUUAGCUUAGCGGAACAGUGACUGCAAGAACUUGUACCCCAUGUACCCUUAUUAGAAUAGCUGGACAGGUGAUUAUUGACAGGAUGAGAUACUUUUCUUGUGGUUUUCUUCUUGGUUCAA